Molecule: messenger RNA, 5159 nt
Organism: Zootoca vivipara (common lizard)
Lineage: Eukaryota; Metazoa; Chordata; Lepidosauria; Squamata; Lacertidae
Source: RefSeq, a predicted model, not a curated record
GUGGAAAGGAAAGGAAAGAAAGAAAGAAAGGCCAGCAAGAUGUUGCCUUCCCUCCAGGAGUCCGUAGACGGAGACGACAGAGAGCUGGAGAGCAGCGAGGAAGGGAGCGGCUUGCCGGAGGAUCGGAAAUCAGAGCGCAGCAGCAACAGCUAUUAUUGUCUGUACGGCUACCAAGGCUGCAGGUUGCACCAGGGUGUAGACAGCGAUGAUGGGAGCCCAAGCAGCACAACAUCUGAAACUCCGUCUUCUGCUGAUUUCAGCCUCUCUUUGGUGGACACUAACUUACCGGCCGAAGCAGAGAUGGAACUGCGUAGCUUCGUUGCCAAACACCUUGCCAAAGGAGCCUUUUUUGAAGGGAUGGGCAAUGUUGCAUCUGUGGAGUUGAGUAUUCCAGAAAGCCAAGUUGGUUGUUACUACUGCCUCUUCCAGCCAGAAAAAUGUACAGAAAUGGCAAACGCAGAAUUGAGCAGCUGUCCUCUAGACUACGUGAUCUGUUUUUUGGGAGGCUCAGAGAAGGGACUUGAACUAUUCAGACUUGAGCUUGACAGAUAUGUUCAGGACCUGAAAAUUAACCUGGAUUUAGAGCAAGAUAAUCUGGAAAUUUGUGUCAAGCCUCUCUUGGCGACUUGGUUUGAGGAUUCAAUCUGUCCUAUUCAGAGAGUGGUUAAACUUUUCCAGGAGAACCUUUCCUUUGUGUUACAUGCCGCUUUGAGUUGCACUCCAGUUGAAGUUAAAGCGCCCGAUGAAAGGACAAAGAAGGAUAUUAACAGGUUCCUUAGAGCUGCAAGCCUUCAAGAUCUUGUCCGGGAAGCCACAAUGACUUCCUUGUGUAUGGCAAUGACCGAGGAACGACGCACGCCGGUGGUGAUUGACUGCAGUGGGCCACAGCCUCAGUUCCACAAUGCAGGCAGCGACAAAUUCUGUGAAUACUGGAUGCAAGCAUUUCUCAACGGCUCUGAAGGGGGAAAUCCAUUUCUCUUCCGACAAAUACUGGAGAACUUUAAAUUGAAGGCCAUACAAGACAUCAACAACCUGAAGCGCUUCAUCAGGCAGGCAGAAAUGAACCAUUACGCCUUGUUCAAGUGCUACUUGUUUCUGAAGAACUGCGGCAGCGGAGACGUCCUCCUGAAGAUUGUGAAAGUGGAACACGGCGAGAUGCCGGAAGCCAAAAAUGUAAUAAAUGUCCUCGAGGAGUUCAUGAGAGAGCCGGUUUGUAACAUAAAUCCUUCUCUUGAACUUGGGGCUACUGCUUACGCAUUGCAGAAUUAGUGUGUCUUCUGGGAGAGAAGGAAAUGGUGCUUUUCAAAGAAAAGCUGCACUGGGUUCCAGUUCCUCGCAACAUUUGAUCCAAGUGUCCAGGAAAAGGCACACUUCUCUCAGAUUUAAAGUGUAAACUGUGAGCAUAGACCAACAAACCAAGCUUGUAAUGAGCCUUAAAGUGGCCAGAAAGUGGAGAAAUAUUCUGAAUCCUCAUUUGUGAAAUAGAAUUCACCGUUUCAUUUGUACUUAAAAACUUUGGGCGAUUAGAGGACUCUUGCAUUUCCUCUCUUUUGUGGAAAAAGAGUUCUCUUUCAUUAACUUAUUGUGUGAAAGCUAAUUACUUUCUUUUCUUACUUUGGGAAUAGGAGGUUAUAUCGCUUGAAGUCUUCCGCAACUGGACCAAAACCGCAUUUUCAUGUCAGUGAUGGUGUUAGGGUUACCUAUUAAGAAAACAGUUAAUUAAAGCAACCCCAGCGGAUCAUGAUUCAAUAUUCUGAUCAGGUUUAAGAAUAUAAAUUGAUGGAAGAUUGAUCACAUAUAACACUUAAAAAAAUUAUAAUAUUAUACUAUCAUUGAAUUUAUUAGCUGUCCUUUACCCGCAGGUCCCAGGGUGUGUUACAAAAAUUAAACGGUCAGAACAGAUUACAGUGAAACAACCCAAAAAAUUUCUGCUUCGUACUUUGCUUGUGCAUCGCGACUUGAUCCGGAAUAUCUUUGUGUAGAGUUUCUGAAUGGCAUUUGCCUUGAGGUUGUGACUGCAAGACUGUAAAAGCCAAGUACCUGGAAAUCUGUGCAGACAACCAGAUAUUUUUUUAUUAAAUGAAAUCGGCUCUUGCCACCUGCUUUCUCGCAAUCCCCUGGAGUUUUAAAAAAAGUAAAAUAACCUGGGGUUGUGAAAUGAGGGAGCCCUUUAAAAGGUAACCUGUUUGUGGAGGCCGGGACCACUGCUUUUUCAAGCUCUGGGGUGUUUUGAGAUGCAGUUUGAGGAUGCUCUUAGAGCAGCAGCUGAGAUAAAAUUCCCCAUGCCCGUAGGCCUAUUUAUUUAUUUAUUUAGAAGCUGGAAUCCUUGUCACCAGACAUUUCGCCCGGGAAGGUGGGGUGUAUGUAUGUGGGGAUUAAUCCAGUCCCCGCCCCAGAACCUCAUUCAUCCUCCUGAAGAGCUAGUCGGUGGGAAUAUAGCUUCUUGAAAUGCACUACACACACACACACAGCUCUGUUGUACGUAUUUGUGCACCAUCUGUGGGGUGUGUGUGUGUGCUUGUAUGCAGAAGAAACACUCAGUUUUGGCCAUAUCUAUCUAGAAACUGCCUCCAUUCUGGAUUUGUCUAUAUUUCGUUUAAUGGAGAAAUGUAUCGUGAGAGGUUCAAGCAUUUUUCGAUUUUCUUUUAAACAGGGCCACUUCUAGUUUUCACCUACUCAGGGGGCACAGUCCUUCAAAAAACACUUCCCCACCCCCCAAAGGCCCCGAUUCAAAAAGUUAAAUUUAAGUGCCGUAAUGGGCUCUGUGUAUAAUAUACACAGAAAAUCGGCAGUUUGCUGUGACCAAUCGCUUGUAAAGGCGAGGAGAUCUCUUAGGGGAUACACGUGCAAAAACUAACCCAGCUUGGAGCAGCACAGUUAACAGUCUAGGGGGUGUGAGUUUUCCUAUCCUGUGACUUGCUCUUAGGCAAUCCUAGCGAGAGAUCUGCAUGUGGCUACCUAAGUUUAUGCAUGGACGGCCUCUGCUAGAGCUUGGUCUGAAAGAACCAGGCUAAAGCAAUAUCCGAAUCCAGAGUUCAAAACAAACGACACACCCGUCAAAAUAGCUGUUAAUUAUAGUUGCAUUUGUAAAAUGUGGACAAGCGCCCCCAUACACACACCAAAAAAAAACCCCAAACUUUUACAUGUCGCUUUUAUUUAUUUAUUUUUGGCAUGUUUAUGUUGACCACCAUGUUAAUAAGAAGAAAAGAAGCUGAACAGUAAACCUCAAAUAGAACCCGUGCACAAAUAACUCUCAGAACAAAACUAUAAAGUAUGUACACCAUAGAAAAAUAUUUUGACGUUACAGCAUGCUACUUUGCAAGUACUGUGUGUGCUCUAAUAGCCCUUGAUGGGAAAAAGCAUAUUCUGUUCAGCAUUAUUAUUAUUUUAAGGCAGAAUUACUUCAUUUGGUGCUAUGAUGGUUAACUAUGGAGGGAGGUACUAAUAGUGUAAGCAAAAGAAAAGAAAGCUUAAUCGAUCUAGCUUUAUUCUGUAAACGUAACAGACGCUGUGGGGAGGCAGGACGUGCUUGGUGACUAAUAGAGCUAUUAAAUUUGGUGAAAAACAACAUUUUUACUGCAUAAAUUCAGCCCGUGAAAUUCUGUGUGCCUUGUAAAGCGCUCUGUGUUACUAAUUUGUAGUCUGGUUUGGGAUUCUGGGAAGAACUUUUUCCAAUUAGAAAUCAGUGAUUAAUGAUGGUAUUAAAAUGCAUUUCCCUUCAAGCGAGUUUGCUUUUGUUUCACUUUAGUUACCGUACUGAAUAGCUGAAUAUAAUGGGUGAAAUUCAAUAUUACAAUAUUACAAAUGUCAGCUGGGUUUCCCUGACCCCUCCCCCACUCCCUAUUUUCACAGGGGGGGGAGCCCUCUUGUGGAAGUGAAAGCCAUAGCACAGGGCUUCUGCUGAUGGGUUUGUUAGGUGAAUCCCACCCCUGAAUCUUUGCGAUAAAUAGGUUCUUCAAUUUGCACUAUGCAGAUGAAAAGAGGCUUGCAGCAAGAAGUGCUCAGAUGCUUCUUACAAUUGCUGGGUUUGGAAGUUAGCUUUGCAUGUGAGCAACCCUCGGAGACAUUGCAACAAUCUGCCCCACUCGUAAACUCGAACCUGCAAUAGAAAGUGACCUAGGAUGUUAGGAAUGUGUGCAUCCACUAUCACACAAAUGAUGUUUCACUUGAAAGGCUUUUGGGAAGAUGGGAACUGAAGAUUGGGCAGUGGGCUCAAUAUGAGCUGCUUAGAGAGUUUAUGUGCAGGACUAGAAAAGUUAGUACUGUAAAAUCCUUCCCUCUUCCAGGCUUGUAAAGUCGUUUUGGAGUCAAAGAACACCACCCACACAUUAAUGCAGGGUCACAGAGACCUGGUACAAAGAUAAUAGGCCUCUUUCCAAAACUGGUAGUUAUGGUGAGAUGGCAAAUGUGUGUGGCUGAAUUUGUGUGGUUAUAUAUAGAGGCUGAGUUAGAAACCCAAAUUUUCAUUCUAUCCUGAAACCAGAUGAAAUACGAGCAGCACGUAAUCCCAAGAGUCUUAAUAUGCAUGAGGUUUUGUGGGUUUUUUUGUAACUCUGGUGUAGACUUAUUUCCAGUACAGUCACACCUCGGUUCUUAAACAGCUCCGUUUUCGAACGUUUCGGCUCCCGAAAGCCAAAAACCCGGAAGUAAAUGCUCUGGUUUUUGAACUUUUUUCGGAACUCGAAAAUCCGAUGCAGCUUCUGCUUGAGUGUAAGAAGCUCUUGCAACCAAUUGGGAACUUCGCCUCGGUUGUCGUACGUUUCAGAAGUUGAAUAGUCUUCCGGAAUGGAAUACGUUCGACAACCAAGGUUUGACUGUACUCGAUUCCAUUUUGACUGCCUCUAAAAUGUGAUGCUGCUUUGUAAGUCGAUUAAGUGGGGAAAGGUUUGCCUGUUUGUAAAUAAAUUCAGUAUUGGUUAGACACAAUUCUACUUAGCGGGAAAGACCAGGUCACAGUUUGAUGGCACUUGAUAAAAAUUUUAAAACAGGUUUUUUCUGUUUUGGUCAACAUUUGCAAAGUUCAGCUGGCUAGAAUUGGAUGGGGACACAUUUCUGCAUCUGAACCAAAAGACUCAUUCAGCUAGUUGAGUUGGAGGCCCAGGUGGGUAUCACAAUUUGGGUAGGGCUGCUUCUGCAACCUUGCCAGUUGGGGCAUAUAU